Messenger RNA from Diabrotica virgifera virgifera (western corn rootworm), 16126 nucleotides. It is a transcript of the gene Wdr37, whose product is annotated as WD repeat-containing protein 37. Gene Ontology annotation, molecular function: protein binding. Lineage: Eukaryota; Metazoa; Arthropoda; Insecta; Coleoptera; Chrysomelidae. Gene Ontology annotation, cellular component: preribosome, large subunit precursor. The record is from RefSeq and is a predicted model, not a curated record. The coding region runs from base 132 to 1559 and encodes 475 amino acids. The transcript has 7 exons.
CCGACGGGACGGAACGUGUAUUUUUAACAACAAAAAUAAUUUUAGUAACAUGUAAACAAAACUAUAUCAUUGAAUUUAUCGAACUAUUGAAUAAUUGAUAAUGUUAUAAGUCGAAUCGGAAAUAAGUUACAAUGUCAGUCAAUCAAAGAACACCGAACAAUAAGCAAUCGAAGAGCAAGAGAGCACAAAUGGCUCGGCCUUCCAGCGGCUUAAUCGACUCUGAUUUUUUUGCAGGAUUUCGGUCAGACAUCGAAAAUGAAUCUCUUAAUCCUCCAUACAAAAGUCGUUUAUACAAUUUAUUUAGACAAAUAGAAAAGGAGUUUGAUUUGCUAUAUCAGGAGAAUCAAACUUUACAUGAAAAGAUAGAACUGCUUAAUGAGAAAUUGGAAAAAGAUGCAUCUGAAAAGCCAGAUAAUGUCGAAUAUGAAAGCAAUUUGUCCAAAGUAUUGGGAAAAAAAUUGAGUUCAGCUACCCAGAAGAACAAAACCGCUCACAUAUUAAAAGCUCAAACUAGCAAAAUCGUUUCAAGUUUCAAAGCUCCACAGUUUGCUUGUGCCUUGUUGAAAGAGUACGUUGGACACAAGGAUGGUAUUUGGGAAGUAUCUGUAGCCAGACCUGGUGUCCCUGUGGUUGGAAGUGCUUCCGCCGAUCAUACUGCUUGUUUAUGGAGCAUAGAUCGUGCAAAAUGUUUGCUACAGUAUCAAGGACACACAGGUUCCGUAAAUUCAAUCAGGUUUCAUCCAGCGAAAGAUUUAGUUCUUACAGGAAGCGGAGACUGUACAGCUCACAUCUGGCAAGCGGCACUUAAUUGGGAAUUACCGAGGGGACAAUCAUCUGAAGAAGAGUUAGAAGCUGAUGAGAUGGAGGAUAAAUCUGAAAUCAACAAAAUCGCAACUUUACGAACACCCUUUCAAGAAUUAAAGGGACACACUUCUCCUGUAGCUUCUGCAGAGUGGUUAGCUGGAGCCGAUCAAAUUAUUACUGGAGGUUGGGAUAGACUAGCCAUUCUGCACGAUGUUGAUACUGGUCAGCUUGUUACUACGUUAGCAGGUCACGAUCAGGAACUUAACCAUGUAGCUACUCAUCCAACUCAAAAGUUAGCAGUAACGUCGUCGAGGGAUACAACGUUUAGGCUAUGGGAUUUUAGGGAAAACGUUCAUUCGGUUUCUGUGUUUCAAGGACAUGCAGAGAGCGUAACAUCAGCAGUUUUUAACCGUGAAGACAAAGUAAUCUCUAGCUCAGAUGACCGCAGCGUAAAAGUGUGGGAUUUACGAAACAUGCGAUCACCUACUGCCACGAUACGAGUCGACUCCUCCGUCAAUCGAAUCAGCGUUUCUUCUCACGGUGUAAUCGCCAUACCCCACGACAACCGCCAUAUCAGAUUGUACGAUUUAACAGGCCAGAGAUUGGCCAGACUGCCCCGGUCCAGACGCCAAGGACACAGUAGGAUGGUGUCCAGUGUUGCCUGGGCGGACGAUUUUCCUUUCGGCGUUAAUUUGUUCUCGGCAGGCUUUGAUAGGAAAGUUCUAGGUUGGUCAGUGCAGUCUAUGAAAGACUGAAGGUAAAAGUUCGGAUAAAAAUUUAAUUUUUAUUCGCCUGGUCGAUAUAUGCACUGAUUUAAGCUUUUAAAUUGACAUUUUAAGAAGCUAUGCAGAUAACCAACAAGCUUACGACGUAAUUGGUUGUGUUAUCAGUAGGAUCAGAUUGGUCAAAUUUAUUAUGUGAUUAUUACUUAAAAAGUACAACCGAUAUGUCUUAUAAUAGUGUGGCCGAUAUGUGAAACAAUUGCACAUUUAAUGAUACAAGCGUAUAAUUUGGACCACAUAUAUACUACACAUAUAAAGGUUUAAAUUUAGAUAUGAGGCCAUUUCAGAUUUUGCCUUUUACAAAAAUGGCGGGCAUUCAAAAUGACGGCUAUACAUAUGUGUUUAAUAGUAUCAUAACUUUUGAACGAAAAGCCCGAUUUCAACCAAAUUUGGUAUAUAGGUUCUCUUUUUGAUUUAUAAGAUGGAUGUGGUGAACCAGAAGAAUCGGUUUACCAGAAAUUGUGUUUUUACUGGUUGUUUAUGUAAAAAUAUGUUUUUUUUUUCAAUUUUUUCCCUCUGUAUAUAUUAAUUUUUCAAAAAGGUAAUACCGCAAUUGAAAAGAGCGUAAAAAUAUUUUGUAGAAAACAUUUUGAUCUUUUUAGUUAUGUUAAUUACCAUUUAAUAAGUGCAUAACGUAUCUUCACAUGUACCUGUGUGUGGCAGAUUCGUGCAAAUAUUAUAAGAUAUAUUGUGCAUUUAAUGGUAGAAGCAUAUAAUUUGGACCACAUGUACUAAGCACAUCAAGGUUCAAAUUAAGAUAUAAGGCCAUUUCAGAUUCUACCUUUUUCAAAAAUGGCGGGCAUUCAAAAUGGCGACUAUACAUAUGUGACUAAUAGCACGAUAACUUUUGAACGAAAUUUCCGAUUUUACCAAAAUUUUGUAUAUAUGUUCUUCUUUUGAUGUGUAAGACCAAGGUCUUGAACCGAAAGAAUCGAUUUACCAGAAGUUGUUUUUUACCGAUUUUUAUGUAAAAGCAUGUUGUUUUUUUACCAAUUCUUUCACCCUGUAUAUAUUAAUUUUUCCAAAAAGUUAAUACCGACGUUAAAAAGGGCGUAAAAAUAUUUUUGAGGAAAUAUUUUGAACUCUUUAGUUAUGUUAAUUACCAAUUAAUAAAUGCAUAACGUAUUUUCACAUGUACCUAUUCACCCAUGUGCAGCCGAUUCGUGCAAAUAAUAUAAGAAUUAUUGUGCAUUUAAUGAUAAAAUCAUAUAAUUUGGACCACACACUACACACACAAAGAUUCAAAUUUAGAUAUGAAGCCAUCUCAGAUUUUGUUUUUUUUUUACAAAAAUGGCGGGCAUUCAAAAUGAAUCUGCCGCACAUAGGUAAUAGGUACAUGUGAAGAUACGUUAUGCAUUUAUUAAAUGGUAAUUAACAUAAUUAAAAAUUUCAAAAUCUUUCCUAAAAAAUAUUUUGACACUCUUUUCAAUGGCGGUAUUACCUUUUUGAAAAAUUAAUAUAUACAGGGUGAAAAAAUUGAAAAAAAAACAUUUUUACAUAAGAAAUAGUAAAAACACAACUUCUGGUAAACCGAUUCUUCCGGUUCAGGACUUCAAUCUUAUCCAUAAAAAAAAAAGAACCUGGAUGCCAAAUUUGGCUGAAAUCGGACUUUUCGUUCAAAAGUUAUCGUGCUAUUAGUCACAUAUGUAUAGCCACCAUUUUGAAUGCUCGCGAUUUUUGUAAAAGGCAAAAUCUGAGAUGGUCUCAUAUCUAAAUUUAAACUUUUGUAUGUGUAGUAUAUGUGGUCCAAAUUAUAUGCUUCUACUAUUAAAUUCACAAUAAUUCUUAUAAUAUUUGCACGCAUCUGCCACACAUAGGUACAUGUGCAGAUACGUUAUGCAUUUAUUAAAUGGUAAUUCACAUAACUAAAAAGUUCAAAAUAUUUCCUAAAACAUAUUCUUACGCUCUUUUCAAUGGUGGUAUUACAAUUUUGAAAAAAUACUAUAUACAGGGUGAAAAAAUUGGAAAUAAAUUAUUUACAUAAUCUAAAAUAGUUUUACAUAAAAAACCAGGAAAACACAACUUCUAGUAAACCGAUUCUUCCAGUUCACGACAACGAUCUUGUAAAUCACAAAAAGAACGUAUAUACCAAAUUUGGUUAAAAUCGGACUUUCCAUUCAAAAGAUAUCGUGCUAUUAGUCACAUAUGUAUAGUCGCCCAUUUUGAAUGACCGCCAUUUUUGUAAAAGGCAAAAUCUGAGAUGGCCUCAUAUCUAAAUUUGAACCUCUAUAUGUGCAGUAUAUGUGGACCAAAUUAUAUGCUUGUAUCAUUAAAUGUGCAAUUCUUAAUAAUAUUUGCACGAAUCUGCCGCACUAUAAAGCAGUAUUUUUACCGUGUCUUAAAAAUUAACUACAGCUGCUAAACUUCACACAAUUAGACAGCUUGUAAUCAGGUACUUUAUCAAGUUAAAAUAAUUUAACUUAAGUCCAAUAGACAUCACAUGUGCUAAGCUAAUUAAGUUUUAUGGUUUAUUUCAAUUAUUUUAUUGUUUAUUAUUUCCUUAAGGCAUUGAUUAAUAACUACAUAGAUACCUCACCUUUAGGUAAAACCGAAUUCAGUGUUAAACUCCGCCCAUUUACACCUCUUUGCCCCUCAAGUCUAAGUACUAACUGGCUGGACGGUGGCGACAUUUAUUGAAAUUUUUGCCAAGAUUGAAAAAUAAAUUUGAGUUGCUUGGCUGGCGUAAUAGACAACGAUAUAAGGGUAGUAUUCAGCAUUUUCACAAAUAAUUUUAACGCGAUUGUAAUCUCUAUUUUGGAAUUCCGAUUUUACUUCAGAUAAAACGCUAAAAAUUGAUUAAUAAAAAUAGUGAAGAGGUUUCUUAAAAAUUAUUUACUUAUUAAUACACUACAAAAAAACAACAAAAUAGAAAAUACAUAAUAAAAUUAGCAGGGAUAAUUCACAUGUAAAUUAUUUUUUGCAAUUUGUAAAAGAAUGAUAUUUUCAGAACUAAUGCGAAAUAAACUAUUUGAAGUUGAUAUACAGAAUUUCUUUCCAGAUCUAACCCAUUCACCCCAAGUAAAAUAUUGCAAAACCUCCGAAUUUUAAAGAAUCCAUUGGAUUGGCAUGAAAUUUGGUAUACAUAUAUCUUGAUAAAAUGACAGGGAAUUUCCAACAUAUAAAUAGUUGAGGGCCAUCUGCCUAGAAACAAUAGGUAAAAGCUGAUAAACGGACAGGAUUAGAAAGUUUAAAACAUCAUUAAUUAGAUCAUAUUUCAAAACAAAGUAAAUAAGUAUAUUUGAAUGUUAAUUCUUUUCAAACUAAGAUAGUAAAAUUAAAAUUUUAGGAAAAAAAGAUAUUUAUUAUUUCUUGUUCUCAAGAAGUACUUUCAUUAUUGACAAUAUCGAAACAAUUUAUUAUUAAAAGUCGAGAACAAUUAAAAGCCACGUUCAUAUUCAUAUGAAAGUGCUUUAAAAAUGAAGGUAUAUUACUCUUGAGAAGAAUUAAUAUUUUUUAACAAACUUAGUAUACGACUCACAAUAUUUGACAUCUGAUUCUUUCAUUUUGAGUUUUAGGACAUGCAAGUUUUUAUCAAUAAUACAUUUUUCCCUAAACUGAAUAAAAAAGUUUCCAUAUGAUUCCAAGGUUUUAAGACAUACUGAUAUUGUUUUCCUGAUAUUAUAAAAUACUUGUUAAUAUCUACUGUAUAAACUAAAGCUAAUAGUGUAGUUUAACAUUCAGUUGAGUCCACGAUUAUUUACCCGUGCGUCAUUAAUACCUGACGAGAUAAAACACAUACUUUUGAUCUAGCAUCAUUCGCAUGAAACUAAAGACAAACCAGCUACUGCCUGUUAUUAAGUAAAAACACAUGUUUUUUUUUAUGAACGCACUAGACUAACUCUAUUGCGCACAAUAGAGAAAAAAUUUUCUAGAGGAUUUUGGUUCAGAAAAGAUGUUAAAAGAUAUGACACAUUAUAUUAUUUUUGAAGUUCCUCCCACAAACAUAAAACUGACAAAAUGGUCCACUGAAAGCCGUGUAGACAGUGAAUAUUAUUUCUCUCUUUCUGAUUUUCAAAAACUUUAAUUUUUUUAAAAUAUUCUAAACCUGCUUUUAAGUUUUCGGUUGACUUACUUAAAGUUGACAUUGGCUUUCUGUUUGGAUUACUAUCACUACAAUAUUUGCUGUUAAGACCAUCAAAAAUAUUAUUUAUAAUUUUCAAAAAUUCGGCAGUAAGAGAAGCCGUUUUGGUGUGUAACUGCCCUACAGAUAUUGCUGAGGCAAUUGAGUUGGAAAAAAUUUGUGCUGCUAAUUUUACACGCAUUUUUUGAAAAUUAUUAGGGUUUAUAUGAACGUUUGAUAUUUUCACCAUGCAUCGUGCUCUCACACUGGUUCUAUCGAUGUUAUAUGUGUAUUCAAUAUCUUGCCACGAUAUUUGUUUAGAAUCGGCAAAAAACGUCAACUUUUUGUUAAGAAAAUUAUUUCUUAGACUUCUUAAUAAGUGGGGUGUAUCGAACAUAGUGAAAAUCCUCUGAUUUCCUAUUUCUAUUGCAGGCUGAUCCUUACAUGCGCCUAACAGCUUAAAUAAAGCUCUAUUAUUAGAUGCUUGAUCACACAACACUUUUGGUAUAUACUCAAUAUUUUGUAAUUUUGAAACAACUUCAACUACAAUGUUUUUUAAGUUGUCGCUAUGUAUUGGACCACCUGUAGCAAGCCGCGUAGCCUUAUGUAGCAAGCCGCGCAUCAUGAAAACCAGACCUGUGUUGGUAAGUUUGUUCUUCCUAAAGCACCUAAAUCUUGAAACCCUUCUAUAAUGUCAUCUAAUUUAUUGUACUCCAAUUGUUUUUUUAAAGAAAUUUCAUCAAACAUUAACACACAAAAUUUUUCCCACUCAUCCAUUGUCUCUGCUUUUUUCUUCAACUUGUCAAUUAAGGAAAUGUUUAAACCAGUUCUUAAUUUUAUGACACGCAACCAAGUUUGAAUUGUUUUUACUGAAGGUAAUAUAAAGUUAAGAGAUCUAAUUAAAAAUUUUUAACAACUAGGAGACUUAUAAUAAAUGGCCAGAGCUACAUCAUUUUCAUUGUGACUCCAUUGUGAACGAGUUUUGUGUGAAAACUGCAUAUUAACAAAAGUGUGCACGUAUAUGCUUUUAUUUUCUAACAGUACCUGUAUCAUGAAUUUGGUUGCCGAUUUUCUGUUUUUUGUUGUUCUUCUACAGCGCUGACUGUUCUUCUGACGGCACUUCUUCUUUAAAGCAUUUACUUGAUACUCCAAUUUUUUUACCUUCUCCGUCAAUUCAGUUUCAAGUUUUGUGGACAAAUUAAUAUCAAAACUGGAAAUAUCACUGAGACUACUACUUGAUCUCUUAGGCGAUGGAGUUGACCUAACCAUACAAUGGCCACUUGUAGAUCUUUUACGUUUCGUACCGCAAUAAACGUAUGUAGAGCAUAAUACUGGUGGGGUAUCACCUAAAAUAGGUAAUCAUUGAAAUGUAUGUGUAAUUUUAAUUAAAGCAAAACAAGCAUCUCCGUUAUUUCUGGAGUGAUACUAACAACGCAUUCAUAUUUAAAAAAAAUCUCUUUUGAUUUAAUUGUAUAAAAAAUAUAUAAAUCACUCAAUAUCAACUGAUUUUAUAUAAAAUAUAUUUUAAUAGUAUUAUUCUCAUUGACAAAGCGCAUUAGGCAAACAUAAAAAUAUUUCCAAAGUUGAGUACUCACCUAAAUCAGUUGCUAACUGUGCAAAUUUUAGAGGAACAGCAUUUUUCCUUAAUAACUUUCUUUGACCACUUUUGUAAAUAUGUUCCACUGCAUAAUGAUGCUGGCAAAUUACCCUCUGUUUCAGGUCACUGAUAUCCAUCAAUAUAAUAUCAAUAUUUCCGCAGUUUUUUUGCCAAAUUUUUGUGCGCUCUACGUCUUUCAGGGAAAAUUUAAAGAAAGAUAUAUUAUUAUUUGUUCCAUCGUUUCUUUCAAAACACCCCGCGUAAACACACUUAUGCGUUACAGAGGCCAUUUUAUCUAAAAUGUGAGUCCUUUUUUUAUUUUGCUAUAACUUGUCACAACACUUGUCACAGUUAAUACACCUAUAGGGUAAGUUCGGCCCUGACACUACUCCUACCUCCUCGCAAGUCAGAGAGAGAAUGAGAAAUCUCGAUACGGUUUUCGAGUAGCGCCAUCUAGUUGUUGAUACGUCUUUCGGUUACCAAGAGAUGAGCUAUCUAGUGGAAUAUUUAUAAUCAAUGCUUAAGGGGAACGGAGCAAAAUGCAAAGUUUUGACGCAUGUCAAAAUUUUCAAUGUGUUUUAAAUACAUGUAAUAUGCUACUUUUUACAUCACUAUAGACUGGGACUUGGGACUUUUGACUUUUUUAAAACUAAAUUGAUGUUGCUCUGAAAAUACAAAGUUGAUUAAUUUUACAAUAUUUACAAACUUAAAAUUAUACUACCUGAAAAUACAAAGAAACAACAAUUUAAGCUAAUUAUUAUGCGUAAAAAAAUUCUUAAUCAUUUAUGACAGUAAGUAAUUUUAAGAAAGGUUAUUCAUGACAUUUUGUCACUGUCACUUCACUUUAUCUUGCUACGUGGCUAGUGUCUCAGCUACUUGCUUCAAAUUUAAAUUAAUGAGAAUCUCGACAGCAGAUAUUGUAUGUCGGGAUUUCUCUUUACAUCUCCCCCCUUCAGGUGAGAACUAGACAGGUAUUUGUGUGUUCGUUUUUGGAUUCUUCAAACAACGGUGUUAGUUUUGUAAUGUGGAACAGGUUUGACUCUUCUUUACUGUGUCCAGUGUCCAAUUCGUAGAUAGAAUUCGACCAUCUCUUCUUAAUUGUGUACGGUGCAGUUCGCAAUUCGUUUAGCUUUGCUCUGUUUAAUUUAUUACCAUUUUCCACGUAUACUUGGUCUCCAACAUUUAGUUGUAGGUCUUUUCGAUGUGCAUCAAAUCUUCUUUUGUUGUAUUUAUGUGAUUUUAAUGUAUAUUUCAAUGGUGAUUUUCUAUCUUUACUUAAUUUUUCUUGGGUGACUGUAGGUCGUAUUUCAUCAGGUAGAAUGUUUGUGUUUUCACCUUAUACUAGAUAUUUUGGAGAAAACCUUGUUAUCGUAUGCUCUGUUUUAUUGUAGGCCGCUACACAUUUUUGUGCAACUGUCGCCCAUGCAACUUUGUUUUUUAUUUCAUUUAUUUUACAUCUUAUUUUAUUUACGAGCGUUUAGUUUACUUUCAUUCAGCCCAUUAGAAAAUGGUGCAUCAACAGCAGUGAAUACUAGUUUUGUAUUAUUAUUCUUAAAAAAUUGUUUGUAUUCCUUCGAGUUUAUUCCAGGGUAUUGAUUUGCCAACACUAUGUCGACUUGGUAAUUGUCUGUUACCAUUUUUGUCAAUUUUAUAAAAUCCAUUGCACUUUGAUUCUGAGAUGUUAAAAUAUAAACGUACCUUGUAAAAUGUUCAAUUAAUAUAUGGAGGUACUUCUUUGUUGACCGACAUCCACCAAAUCCUCCAACAGUGUCUAUAGAAACUAUUUCAAAUGGUCGUUUUGCUGGACCUAAAUGUGACAUCCACCCAUAUUUGGGUUUUCUUCUUGAUUUGUUUUUCAAACAAAUUUCACAGUUAUUGCAUAUUUUUCUUAUGUUUUUUAAAAGUUUUUUUGCUGUAUAAAAUGGAGUUAUCUUGUUUAUCAUCUGUGUUUGUCCUAAAUGACAAUAGGUGUAAUGUGUCCUUUUUAUUAGAUAUAUACUAAAUUUUUCUGAUACUAAAAUUUUGUUUUUUUUUUUUCUUAUUUUUCUAUAAUAGGUUCCAUUCUUAAAUGUGAAAUUACUAUUGUGUAAAUCGCUUUGAUCUUGUUUUAUCUCUGCGAUAUAUAUUAAGUUAAUUUUUCUUAUGGAUUCACUCAUUUCUAAAUCACUAUAAUAGUGUUUUACAAACUGAAGAAAAUCGUCCAAAUUUUCCUCUGGUUCUAAUACUGGAUUUCUGCUCAGACAGUCCGCUUCUUGGUUUGUUGCCCUUGGAUUAUAUUUAACCCUAAAAUUGUACUGUGAUAAGUAGUAAGCCAAAUCACCUAAUUCUUCAUCAGUUAUAGAUUUAAAAUUCAAAUUUUCUAAGGGUUUAUGGUCAGAAUAAACCCAUUAGCCAAUGUUGCCAAUAUUUUACAGCUUCUUUUAUGGCUAAGCAUUCUAGAUAUAUUGCUUUUUCUCUUUUUUGCUUCUUUUAAUUUUUUUGAAAAAUAUGCCACUGGUCUACUAUUACCAUUUUCAUCGUCCUGCUUUAGCACAGCUCCCACACCAAUCAUGCAUGCAUCUGUGUAGAUUUUAAUUGGGACAUUUGGGUCAAAUAUCUUUAGAAUUGGUUGUGAACACAACCAAUUUUUUAUCUUAUCGAAGGCUUCUUGACAUUCUUUUGUCCAGAUGAACUUACAUCUUUACUUAAUAGUUUAUAUAGCGGUUCAAGUAUAACUGCUCUGUGAGGUAUAAAUUUUUGAUAAAAAUUUAUUUUUCCCAAAAAUUGACGGAUAUUUUUUCUCGUUUCCGGAACUGGAAAAUGUUUUAAAGCGGUCAGAUAAUCUUUUAAUGGUCUCACCGAAUUCUUUUCGAUUAUAUGUCCCAAGUAUUUUGCACUAUUUUUCGCAAAUGAGCAUUUUGAGAAUUUUAGUUUAAACCCUUCUUUCAUAAUUGUUUCCAAUAAUGUAGAUAUAUGUGAAAUGUGAUCUGUGAAUGUCUUUGAGAAUAUUAUAAUAUCAUCAAUAAAGUUUAUUGCAAAAUCUGACAUUUUAUAUUUUCUUAUUAUGUUACUCAGUAUUCUUUGGAAAAUGGCUGGUGAUGUCUUCAAUCCAAAUGGUAGACAGGUCCAUUGGAAGUGUCCCUCUUGUGUUACAAAUGCUGUUUUAUGUUUAUCUUCAAUUUUCAUUGGAAUUGACCAGAAUGCAGAGUUAAUAUCUAAUGUUGUAAAGUAAUUACAGUUUACUGUUUUUAUUAUUAAAUCUUCUAUCAAUGGAAAAGGCUGUGAUUGAGGUGUGACUAUUCUCUAGUUCUCUAGGUGUGAAGUUCUCUAAAGUCUAUACAGAGUCUUGAUUUUUUCCCUCUUCUUUUUUAUAUGCCAAUGUAACGGGAGCAGCAAAAGGACUAUAUGAUUCUUCAAUUAAACCCUUUUCCAAUAGUUUUGCUACUUGAUUUUCUAUCUCUUUUCUGUCCUCCAUUGUGCAUCUGUAGGGGCGUUUGUAACAGUAUUUUUCUACCAUUAGAUCAAUGUGGGCUUCAUAAUCUUUAACUGUACCAACAUCAUAUUUGUCCUUGGCAAAUACCGUUGCAUAUUUAUCAAUUAUUUCUUCAAUUUUAGCUUGUUUAUCUGAAUCUUAUUGUUUCUGAAUUGUUUAUGUGAAUACAGUUAUUCAUAUAAAAUUCCCUAUCUAGAAGGUCUUGUCAAUAUUCUUUCAAUGUCAUAUUUCAGUCUGUCAGUUUGAAGCCAAGAUGAAGACUCCAUUAUAGUCUCAUUAUAUUAUUUGAACAUCGACUUAUUGUCGACAUUGUUGUAGCCGAAAUGGCUUAAUUUUUGUGAUGCUAAGGUCAUUCGACCUAACUAUGUAGCUAGUUCCAACUACUUUGGAUCUGAAGUAAGUAACCACAUGUUUUAAUUUUUUCUAACUUUCUAACAGUCAAAAUUUCAGGUUUGCCUUUUUAUACAGUGGUUUACUUAUUUUAGAAUUACGUAUUUUUUAUGGGAAAUAAGCCACAAUUUUACUAAAAAAUGAAUUUAUUAACGUUUCGAAGCCCAAAUCGGGUUUCGUUGUCAAAAUACAAAAUACUCUUAUUAUGUUAUUAUUUAUUUUAGGUUUUAACCUGAUGAUGGACUGAUUAGUCCGAAAACGUUUGUGUUUUUUGUACUAGUGAUGUACCCACUUUAAUCCAACUUGGAUCUUUUUAGAAAAAAAAAUUAAUAAAUUUAUAUACCAUCUACCUACAAGUGAAAGUUUUACUUGCUUAGUAAGUUUUUUAUUAUGGUAUACAGCCAAUGAGAGGAAUAUUUUCCUUAAUAUUUUAAAAAUACUAUGUUACGCAGACAACGCAAUAUUGAUAGCCCAAGAUGAAGAUAGUCUGCAAAUAUUAGUCCACAGAUUGAACGUAAAGGCGCAUUUAAAUCAAAGCGAACACGAACGAACGAACGAAUUCGUUCGUUAACUUUAUUGUAUUUGUACAGCGAAUCGAGCACGACCGAACGAAUUCGUUCGUAUUUGCACAUGUUCCAACCGAUGUCGGUAAGUUAGCGAAUCAUCAAAGGAAAUCGUUGUUCAAUGUGGACAGUGGAUAAUAGACGGUAGCGAACGAAUUCGUUUAGAAGGACUGAUUUAAUUUAUUUACAAACAUUAGUUUGAGAGGGUUGUUUAUUGUGUAGUCGUGAAAACAUAAUUUUGCAAUAUGGAAUAUGCCUAUGAAACCCAAAAUCGAAGCUAUAUAAAAUAAUAAACAGAAAAACUGAUGCUUGUUUUAACAUUUCUAUAUGAAUAGGUUGUGAUAUCUCUGAAUAAAAAAAAAAUGAAUUAGCUUCUGGCAUCAUUUAGACGAGAAAGACAAAAAGAGGGUUCGACGUGGUUUGCUUUUAAAAGCCUAAUGUUUUUAUUGGAUAAAUUUCAACCCAGAAACACUAAUGAGGUAACCAAAUCAAAUUAAUUGCUAAAAUUAAUUAAAAGCAAAUUUAUUUUGAUACACCAAUGUUACAAUUUAUUAUUUGAACAUAAUAUAGUCAUAAAAUCAAGAGCAAGUAACUUUUUCAAGGAAGAAUUUUAAGAAAUCUGGUUCUUUAUUAUAGCUAGAAGAAAUCUGGUUCUAUAUUUAAGCUCCCUCAAACAGCGUAUAAUACCUGCUACCUGGCUGCUGUUCCAGAUCGCGUUAAUUAAUUCGAAGCACAUUACAGGUAUCUACCUAAAUAUAUUGAAUUCAAAAUUAUUUUAAGAAGAUAAUUUUUUUGUCAUUACUUUUGUCAUUAUUAGAAAAAUGAAUACAAAUAUUUUAUCAGAAAUUUAUAUGCUAAAAAGUGUUACGUUUGAACUGUACUCUUGUGCUGAAUGGAAGCAUGGACAUUAAAGGCCAGUUCCAUUAACAAAUUUGCAGUGUUUGAAAUUUGGUGUCUACGUUGAAUGUUUGAAUAUCAUGGACAGACAGAGUCAGAAAUGAUUAAGUACUAAGAAAAGCGGGUUUACAGGAAAGGGAACUUUUUAAUUAUGUUAAAAGUAAGAAAACUGCAUACUUGGGGCACAUAUUACGAGGGAAAUGAUAAAAUUUUCAGCAACAUACUCGACAGAAAGAUAGAGGGUAAGAGGGGUCUGGGAAAGAGAUGUCAUGGCUGCGUAAUCGCCACCGCCAGUGGAUAAGAAUCCACGGCUAUGAAAUGCUUUGCAAUGCUACUAAAAACAGUAAUAUUUUAUAAAUCACGGCAUCUUGAGAAGAAGAAGAAAUAUUAGUUUAUAAUUGCUAGUCAUUUUUGGUUUUAUAUACAGUAUAAAUUAAAGAAAUAUGGAACAUAGCUUUUUAAGACACAGUGUUUGAACUGCAUUUGAGAUAGUGGACCAAUAUAAAAGUUCCAGACAUUAAAACCAGAAAUCAUAGCAACAUUAACAUUGGCAUGUAGAAAAUAUCUUUGAACUAGAACCUCCUACUUCUAUCUCUCUUUUUGGGAGUUUACUAAAAUAGCGAGCCCAGCCGAAUGAGCCGAAAGUACAUAAUCGGACUUAAGGGUCCGCACCGCGCCAAGGAAUAGAACCGAACCGAACCCACUACCUACAUGCACAGACAAGGCGAUUGCAGAUACGCGGUACGAAUGGGUUAUUAUUUUUAUAAGUUUUUGGAUAUGUAUUUAAAACAUAUAAUUUAACCUAAAAUAUUUAUGGAUAUAUAAUUUAACCUAAAAUAUUUAUUUUAAUAUUUAUAUUGCUAAAUAUUUCAUGUGUAUCUAUUUACGGAUAGUGAUGAUUGGCAUUAUACAUAAUAUUAUGUAUAUUGUUCUAAAGCUAUUUUUUGUGGCGUUUGUGUAAUUUAUUUUUAUAAAUGGGAAAUAAGCCACAAUUUAACUUAAAAAAUGAUUUUGUUAACGUUUCGACCUCCACUUCGGACGUCGUUGUCAAAAUACACAGUAUUAAUAAAUUAAACAAAAAUGUUGUUGCUUAGUAAAAAAAAUUUCUUCUAAUAAUAUAAUUUAUUCUAACUCAUUCAUAUCGGCAAUUAUUAGAAGAUUUUUUUUACUAAGCUACAACAUUUUUGUUUAAAUUAUUAAUAUUUUGUAUUUUGACAACGACGUUCGAAAUAAAAGUUAACGAAAUAAUUUUUUAAGUUAAAUUGUGGCUUAAAUAAAUUACAUAAACGCCACAAAGAAAUAGCUUCAGACAAUAUUUUAGGUGAAAAAAUAUGUUUUAAAUAUAUCCAUAAACUUACUUAUAAAAAUAAAAUAAUCUAUUCGUACCGCGUAUGCACAAAAAGCUAGAAGGAUCUGCAAAUUCUGCAAUCACCUUCUGCAUGUAGUCAGGUCGCCGGUCGGUUCGGUUCUAUUCCAUAGAUUAAUAAUAUAGUAUUAUGGUUCUAUUCCUUGGCGCGAUCGCGAGGCGGACCCAUAGGAACCGGUCGUAUAAUAAUUCUUAUACCUGAUUCUGACCUAGAGGUGGGCUAGAAGUAUUUGCAAUCAUGUAACCGUAACCCAUCGUAAGUUUUAUCUGUGAUUGUGAUUUAACAGAGCAACAAAAUAGUUAUUAUUUUGUUUAGAGUCUAGGUCAUGAUUAUAAAAUUAGGUCUGUUAGAAUGAGAAACAAUUUUAUUCAAAAAGAGUUUUUGUAAUGAAAAUAAUAUUGCAUUAAUAAAUAAUUUCAUGUUUUUUUCAUUGUCUUAAUUGUUAUUAGAAAAUCUAACAAGAGCAUAGGCGCCAAAUUUCGGACCAAUGCUUUCUCAAUGCAUUCAUUUUUUUCGAAUUUUAAGAAAAUAAUAAGUAUUUUUUUGAAAAAUAUAAACGCGGAAUGAAAGAUUACAUUAUUAUCUAGGGCCGAAAGUCCAUUAGAAUAAAAAAACUGUCAUUUGAAUGAGAUAUUUGAAAUUAAAAAUCACACUCAAUUUUCUCUUCUUUUUACCGCUGUAACUUAUAUUAGAAGUUAUAGAACACAUUAUAGAAGUUUUCAGGGACUUUUAGCACUCGGUAAUUAUGUAAUUUUUUAUUCUGCUUUUAAAUUUUUCAAAAAUACUUACUAGUUUUCUUAGGAUUCGAAAGAAAUAAAUGCAUUUAAAUAGCAUUGCCCCGAAAUUUUGCGCCUACCCUCUUAAAAACGAAAUACAAAGUAAACUUUAAAUACCAAUAUUUGCUACAAAUACUUAUUAGUUACUAUUUGGUAUCCGGAUCUGCAGAUGUUUUCUCAUGUUCUAAUAAAAUUUGAGUCGUAAAUCCUUUAUCUUUUUGUUCCAUUCCAAGUUUUUCUGCAAUAAGAGCGAUUCUAUUUUCUGUGCUAUUUCCGCAUUUGUUGGAUCCUUAAAAGGAAUUAGUCGAAUCCUUAUUCUGCCAAGAAAAGUUGAAACAGUUUAUCGACAGUUUAAUAAAAUACUCAUACAUUGUUGAACUAGUGUUUACGUACAUAUUUGUUAUGCUUAUAAUAGCCUUAACAAUUUCUUCUAGCUGAAUAAAUCUUUCCAACAUAUAAAAUGUCGAAUUACAACAUGUGGAAACAUCUUGCAGUAAUUUGAGAGGAUUCCCGUUUCCUGGAUUUUUUCAAAAUCUAAAAGUUUAGCAGUUGCUUGUAGAACUCUUUUUAAAGUGGCUAAUGGUAUUUUUUAUUUUGGUUAAAUUUUUAAUGAUUUUCUUAUAUCACUUUUGAUAACAACAUCUGAGGUAGAAGUUGAAACGUCAAUAAAAUCAUUUUUUUAAGUUAAAUUGUGGCUGAUUUCCUCAUCCGUUAAGCCAUCGUUCACAAUAAAGUUUAUUUAUUGUGUGUGCAAAGCAUGCAAAAUGUUUCAUUUUCACAUCAUUUUGUACCACCUUUAACAUUUUGUGCAUUAUAGGAAACAAUAAUGUAUUAAAAUUUUGUUUUCUAAGUUCUCUAAGUUUGAUAAGACAGCUUUAUCUUACAAAUAUUGCAUGAUGCAUAAUUAUCAUCCACUUAUAUAAAAACGUUCCAUAAACUACUAAAUUUUUCUAUUUUUGUUUGGCCUAAUGGCAUGGUAUGCGUUCUAAUAGCAAACCCAAUUUUGUAAUAGUGACCUAAACAAAAUAAUAACACGUGUAGAAUUUUACGAUGGUCCACAGUGGUAACACUUUUUAUUAGGAGUUUAAUAUACGAAUAUUUCGUUGCUCUGUUAAAUCACAAUUGAAUCGGUCAUUGCGAAAACAAUCUAAGACCAUAUUUUGGGUAAAAUGACGACGCUUUUCAACGCCAUUAAAUUUACAAUUACAUUAUACAUAAACAUUUAAACUUGUUUUGCCUUUCAGAAAGAUUCAUUUAUAACCCAUAAUACUUAUACAGAGAGCACGUAAAGGUUGGAAUAAAUUAAUUUUCUCGAGAAUGGACAAUUUUGGAAAAAAAUCCCGAAAGAGGUCAAUUUUUAUUUUUAAAUUACGACUUUUUGUCAUAUAUAUCAUACUAGUGACGUCACCCAUCUGGGC